Molecule: messenger RNA, 733 nt
Organism: Drosophila persimilis
Lineage: Eukaryota; Metazoa; Arthropoda; Insecta; Diptera; Drosophilidae
Exons: 2
Coding region: 187-711 (174 amino acids)
Source: RefSeq, a predicted model, not a curated record
AGAUCGGCAGCAAUCCUGCUCUUGUUUAUUGGCCUCAGCAAGGCCGCGAAUCAGACUUAUCCUCUCAGUACUAGUACUGAGUUCCCAACAGUCGGUUCUAUUAAUACUAACUGCUCUCUUGAGGCUUUGCCAAUCUGCGGAUACAGGCCAUAUGCAGGCGGCCGUACCGUUUGCACCUUCCUCAAUAUGUGCUUCUAUGACCAAUUUGUUUUGGCAACGCAAAAUGAUUGGCGGAUAGAGAGUAAUGAGCCUUGCCAGUGGCCGACAAAUGAUUGUCACCAAAUACUGAACGAAAAAAGGCAUCGUACGUCACUAACUUCACGAAAAGCCAAGAAACAUCGCAGGCUAGGAGCACAUAAAAAUGCAUCGAAGUCAAUGCAACAUUCAAGAGUCCAGAAGCAUCACAAGACAGAAAGACGGGACAGCAAAGAAGGUCCGAAGUUACUAGACUCAAGCCUACCCCCUAUUAAAGUGACACCAAGCGACCAGAUAUAUCGAAGCUCUGAAACACCGAAAAUCCCAAAGGUCACUAGUUGGACCUUAUUGGAAAAUAAUCAUCACACUACCGAAAAGCCCGUACCCUGGAGGAGGCGUGGUAGGCAAUCCCGAUCGAAAGGCAAGAAACAUCGCAAGACAGAGUCCAAGCCAAGAGCCAAGAUUCAGCCCAAAAAAGAAACAGAAAUUGAUGUAAGGGAGACUAUGUUUCAAUAAAACCUACAUAGUUUCCGGCAAA